Molecule: messenger RNA, 5925 nt
Organism: Linum trigynum
Lineage: Eukaryota; Viridiplantae; Streptophyta; Magnoliopsida; Malpighiales; Linaceae
Source: the annotation of a GenBank genome assembly
CCUCAAAGGGUAAAAAUGGUAUUGUUGAUUUACAUUCAAACCCCAGAGAAAAGCUUCAACCUUAGGCAUUUCUGGAUUCCAUAUUACCAGCACUCGCUUAACAGCUGCCAUCACAAACCUCCCUUCUCCAUCAUGCACCACCAAACCAAACUCUGUCCCUCCUUCCUGCAAUACACUUGCAUUGACAUUCGCUUUAUAUAUUUUGUCGCCGGUCUCUUCCAUAUGGAACUUCGAUUGAACAUCUUACGCGUCUAGUCUAGUUCAUGAUUCUUUCAAUACCUUGUCAGGUAAUUCUGGGACCUCUCAAUCAUCUCCCAAUCUUUAUGUUUUUAUUGUUGUAUUAAUGAUUGUUGCAUUACUUCCAAAAAAAAUCAUACUACGAUUAGGAAUUCAUAUAGCUCUUCCUCCGGAGAUUUAUCUAGUAGUUCACACAACCAAGCUGCACAACUACGAACUUCCCCCACUUCAAACAGUUUUCUUAGAAAGCUAGGUCUCUAGAUUCACCCCGCCUAGUCACAAUCUCUUGGUAUAUGUUCAUGUGUCUGGCUUCUGGUAUAUGCUUUGCCAAAUUCAUUCCCUUUUGGUAUAUGCUUCAUGAUGACUCGGUAUUUGCACAUGUUUUCCCCUUUGUUUCUUGAUUGUUUGAGCUUGAAUUAUUGCGUCUUUGGCCUAUUUUAUGCUAGGUUGUGCUCCUUUGUCCCAUUUCAGGUCCUAGCACAUAAAGUGAAGCAUAGGCGCAAGUUUCAAGUCAAUCAGAGAUCAAUUGACGAUUCGAGAGAAGAAACUCGGGCAUGACCUGAAGAAGAAUGGAUUUCUACCUCACUUUAUGGACAAAGAAUCAUGCAAGCUUGUUAUGAAACGAAAGAGGACGAGACUACGAGCGUCUGGGAUCAAACGGCGAUUGAUUCGGAGUCCGGACGAGGGAGAAACGAAGCAUUAAACAGAGGCUGAGCAAGCUGCACGGGCAGACCAGCGUGGCCACGCACGGCCGUGCAAUUGACCAGUUUGGCCGUGCGGGAUCGUGCGUGGGCACGCACGGGAUUGUGCGUGGCCACGCACGGCCGUGCAAGUGACCAGUUUGGCCGUGCGAGUUGGCUGAGGUUCAACUAAUUGAUACGCCGCGUUUUGAGGUGCACGGCCAGAUUGGUGAUGUGCACGGCCGUGCACCCUGGCCGUGCGAGUCGGGAAUGGCUGUUUUUAACCCAAAUUCGAGCCAAAGGAGAGGGGGAGCGGGGUUUUGGAUCCCAAACACCCAAGGGACGAACCCUAGAGAGAGAGGGCGAUUUGAGGGCAUUCUUGGAGUAGAGAAGGAGGAUUUCUUCGCCUUGAAAGCUCGAGGAACAAGCCCGGACUUGAAGACUGAUCAUCUGAAGAUUCUUACUGCAGUCUCUCUCUUCUCUAUGGAGUAACUUCCCUUCACUUAGGUUUUGAGAAACCCUAGCUAUGUUUGUUUGAUUGGAUGAUUGUAUGAGUACUCUGACUUGAUAAUCUUGAGUUCAUAUUCAAUCUAUGCAUGUUUUCAUGAUUCAAUUCUGCUUUAGUCGAGAUUAUUGAUUCUGCUUUGAUUCUAUGAGAGGGAAUACCUGAUUAGGUCAAUAGAGCACCAUAGAUUGAUAGUAGUGGAUCGAUUGCUUUAGUCGAGGGUUGAUUCACUGCUUUGUAUCGAUUGAGAACCUCUUUCGAUAGAGGGAGUCUAGUUCAGAACGCCUUGAUCAGUUGUUCUAGAGAAGGAUACGUCCCUCUAGGCAAUUGACUCAAGAGGGCCUUGUUCCUUUAGUCGAGACUCAAGGUCUACUCAAGGAUUCUCCGCAUUGUGAAUGAAAGUGAAACAAGUUGGAAAUCAUCAAUCGUUAGUCUGGCUAGUGGCUAGGGGGAAUCAUACCUAAGUGAGUUCCCAACCUGUAAUUAGAUUAACUUUAACUGUAGUUUGCUAGAGUAGUUUUAGUUCUUUCAUCUUAAUCUGAUUUGCUAAAUAAUAAACUGAAGCUGAGUAAUAGUAACUCUAGAGACCCGUGGAUUCGAUAUUUAUCACUUGAGCCACUAUACUGCAGUCCCUUCCAUUGGUUACACUUGGCCUUUGUUAGGUGUUGUGUUUUAGAGCAUCAAGUUUUUGGCGCCGUUGCCGGGGACUUUCUAUAGUAUUAGGAAAGGCAGAAGUUUGUUACUUUAGCGUUUUUCGUUUCUUUUCUUUUCCACCCUUGCUUUUCACUUGGGUGUUUUUGUUUUUGUUGGUGCAGAUCUGAAUCAUGGAUCCUAAUGGCUUCUCCAAUCAUUGGGGGUAUCCACCACCAUCUGGGUGGUAUUACCCCGAGACUCCGUGGAGCAAUCAAGGCGGAGAAGACUAUGGAUUAGGGUUCCAGUACCAACCCCCUUACUACGGAGAACAACCGGACCCCUGGGCAUAUCAAGAACAACCUCAUUAUCAAGAAGGAUUUCUCCCACAACCAGAAGGGCCAUCGGCACUGGAGUUACUCAUGGAGCAGUAUGCUCGAGACUGUGAGAGAACAUGCUCCAGGAUGGAUCAGUGUGUCCAGGCCUAUCGUGAAACAGAUGAGAUCCUCCUGAGCCUUAAGAAGAGCGUCGAUGAUCUUGAGCGAUCUUGGGCGCAACCUGCUCCAGAUCACCCUUCUGCUACCAUACAAGAAGAGGAGGAGGAAGAAGAAGGCUACAAGGGCAUUGUGGAGCACACUGAAGUUGUCACGGAGAGCUCCCGUGAUGAUCAUGAUCAGGAGUGUCCUGUCGUAGCCGACCACACCUUCCCACACCCCAAACUGAGCUUUGAAGAGGCGGGCAUGAGUGAGGAGAUGCAAGAAGAUCUCAUGAAAGAAAUUGCUUGGCAACUUGCUCUCCAAUCCGUGCUAGAAGAAGAAGAGCAAGAAAGGGUGCAGAAAGAAGUUGUGGAGGAUGACGAAAGUGAAGCAGGAGGAGUUCUUGAUCAUUUCCCAGGGGUGAUACCACAUGAAGAAGGAAGGGAGGUUGAAGAAGCAAUUGGCGUCCAGGCUGAGGACGAAGUUGAGGUGGAAGAGGCUUGCACCGGCCAUGAGUUACAUGUGAUAUCUCCACUAAACUUCGAGGAACUGCUUAGCAAGGACCCAUUUGCAGUGUCUCUUUGCCAGACCAAGGCCACCUCGACAUCGGUCCCUCUUGGUGGACGUGAUGGUGGCCAAUCGAUGCUGUCAUAUCUGGUUUGGGGCAAUGAGACGAGAGAAGAGAAGAAGAGGUCUCGAGGGUGGAGACUUCAUCUGCAUCAAGUACAUGAGCCUUCAUCACCUGCCACACCACAUGCUCAUGACUUGAGACUCCACCUCAUCGACGAGAACCUCAACUUCAAGGAGGUUCUAGCAUGGACCGAACCUUAGGAGCCAUCGUCCGGCUCACGACGUGAAAGAAGCGCUUGUUGGGAGGCAACCCAACCAGUCGGUUUGCAUUUCUUUCUCUAUUUCUCUUCGGUGGAGUCAGUUUUGUUCUUUGAUUUUAGAGUCAAUAACUCAACCUUUGUGAGAUUUUGUGUGGUGUUUGUGUUCUGAUUACUCUCUCUUUCUGGAAUGCACCGCCUGACCCGUUCAUCAUCAUUCACCCUUGAUCUGGUAACUUCGUUCUACCCUCCUUAUCUUUCCUCCAUUGAGGACAAUGUCGUGCUUAAGUGUGGGGGGAUGUUCGAUUAUGUAUGCGGGUGAAUGUUUGGCUGUUUGUGUGCUUGGAGCCUAGUCCACUGUCCAAAUUUUUAAAUUUGAGGGCUCCAAGUACGUGUUCCAUGCAAUUGCCUGCUCAGUAUGCUUUGAAUUGACAGUCUUUACAGUAAUAUGCAACCUAGGGAGGUAGUGUAGCACUAUGGAGGAUGUUGAUGCAUUUACGAAGUCUCAUUUCUUCUUCAUAUUGAGUUGGUUGAUUGAGUGAAUUAGUGAUCUUAGGACCCUUGAAUUGUGUGGUGUUGUGGAUUCUCUACCUGUCAUGGACUCUUGUAUCAUGUUUUGAGUUUAACAGGUGCUCGAAAAUGUGCUUCAAAAUAACGUCUCCCGUGCGAAUAGGGCGAAAGUGUGUAAGGGGAGACGGGAAUUCGUUCCCAAUUUCCACCUACUACCUCCAGCCCCCUUACAUGUCUUUCCCCCGCACGAGGCUCGAGACAUCCGCUCCUGGCAUGGCCGGUAAGAGCAGGUUGGGACCCUUGAAAAAGAAAAGAAAAGAAAAAUAUCAGAAAACAAGCAAAACAAAAAAAAAGGGGUCUCAACCAUCUUCAAGAAGCAGAAAAUAGAGCACCUUGAAAAAUGUGAGUCCAUGAUCUGUUGUUUUUGAGAAUCUCCUCAUCCACAAUUCAUUUGUCCUCUGUUCACUAUUUGCCAUGAUGCCGACUCGCCGAAGAAGUUAUGAGAUGACUUGUGCGUCGGUUGACCUCGUAAGCUGCUAAAUGAUCUAGGAAGUCCUCUACCUACGAUCUGGGUUGUUUGUUGCUAUAGAGGUCUGGAGAGUUGCAUUGGUUUGAGUUAGGUUUGCUUGGGGACAAGCAAACAGUUAAGUGUGGGGGGAUUUGAUGACUCGGUAUUUGCACAUGUUUUCCCCUUUGUUUCUUGAUUGUUUGAGCUUGAAUUAUUGCGUCUUUGGCCUAUUUUAUGCUAGGUUGUGCUCCUUUGUCCCAUUUCAGGUCCUAGCACAUAAAGUGAAGCAUAGGCGCAAGUUUCAAGUCAAUCAGAGAUCAAUUGACGAUUCGAGAGAAGAAACUCGGGCAUGACCUGAAGAAGAAUGGAUUUCUACCUCACUUUAUGGACAAAGAAUCAUGCAAGCUUGUUAUGAAACGAAAGAGGACGAGACUACGAGCGUCUGGGAUCAAACGGCGAUUGAUUCGGAGUCCGGACGAGGGAGAAACGAAGCAUUAAACAGAGGCUGAGCAAGCUGCACGGGCAGACCAGCGUGGCCACGCACGGCCGUGCAAUUGACCAGUUUGGCCGUGCGGGAUCGUGCGUGGGCACGCACGGGAUUGUGCGUGGCCACGCACGGCCGUGCAAGUGACCAGUUUGGCCGUGCGAGUUGGCUGAGGUUCAACUAAUUGAUACGCCGCGUUUUGAGGUGCACGGCCAGAUUGGUGAUGUGCACGGCCGUGCACCCUGGCCGUGCGAGUCGGGAAUGGCUGUUUUUAACCCAAAUUCGAGCCAAAGGAGAGGGGGAGCGGGGUUUUGGAUCCCAAACACCCAAGGGACGAACCCUAGAGAGAGAGGGCGAUUUGAGGGCAUUCUUGGAGUAGAGAAGGAGGAUUUCUUCGCCUUGAAAGCUCGAGGAACAAGCCCGGACUUGAAGACUGAUCAUCUGAAGAUUCUUACUGCAGUCUCUCUCUUCUCUAUGGAGUAACUUCCCUUCACUUAGGUUUUGAGAAACCCUAGCUAUGUUUGUUUGAUUGGAUGAUUGUAUGAGUACUCUGACUUGAUAAUCUUGAGUUCAUAUUCAAUCUAUGCAUGUUUUCAUGAUUCAAUUCUGCUUUAGUCGAGAUUAUUGAUUCUGCUUUGAUUCUAUGAGAGGGAAUACCUGAUUAGGUCAAUAGAGCACCAUAGAUUGAUAGUAGUGGAUCGAUUGCUUUAGUCGAGGGUUGAUUCACUGCUUUGUAUCGAUUGAGAACCUCUUUCGAUAGAGGGAGUCUAGUUCAGAACGCAUUGAUCAGUUGUUCUAGAGAAGGAUACGUCCCUCUAGGCAAUUGACUCAAGAGGGCCUUGUUCCUUUAGUCGAGACUCAAGGUCUACUCAAGGAUUCUCCGCAUUGUGAAUGAAAGUGAAACAAGUUGGAAAUCAUCAAUCGUUAGUCUGGCUAGUGGCUAGGGGGAAUCAUACCUAAGUGAGUUCCCAACCUGUAAUUAGAUUAACUUUAACUGUAGUUUGCUAGAGUAGUUUUAGUUCUUUCAUCUUAAUCUGAUUUGCUAAAUAAUAAACUGAAGCUGAGUAA